Messenger RNA from Adineta ricciae, 1344 nucleotides. NCBI's taxonomy places the organism in Eukaryota, Metazoa, Rotifera, Eurotatoria, Adinetida, Adinetidae. The record is from the annotation of a GenBank genome assembly.
AUGACAUCGUUAACUCCUAAACCAUCUCAGGUUGAAUCUUGGGAGCGUUUACCAUCCGAUUGGCAUAAUGACGAACGUAUGGACGCGUUAUUUGCUUUUUUCAAAGAUCGCGAUUUGAAUCCUGUUCAUUACGAUGCCAAAAUGAAAUUUUGGAGUGAAACAAUCAAUGCAUUUUGUGAAGAUCACGGACUUUUACAAAUUGAUAUGCCAACGAUUGUUUCACGUUUUCGUCGAAAAGGAAAAACACCGAAAUGUUUGGAUAAAGUGUUCGAUGAAUUAGUCAAACAAAAUCGUUUGGUAUCGACAAAUGACUACACAAAUUCGCAACAAUCAUCGUGGGUGUCGUGGUCAUUUAAUAAACUAGCAAGUCCAAUUACAAGCUGGAUGUCUCCGAAAACGCCAGUCGAUCAGGAAGUUUUCAUCAUUAAAGAACUUGUCGAUAAAAAAGCUUUGCAAGUUGUCGAAGCUCUGCAAUCUCAAGUUUAUGUUCCAACAUUUGACUGCGUUGUGUCGUUUACAUCUUUCAUAAACACUUGCCGUCGAUGUGCAUUAAUCGAUGAAAAUUCGAUUAAUUUAGUUAUAUCGGCAUUGACACGAGACAAGAAGAUUCUGAUCGAUUAUAUUGGCGAUGCUAAAGAUGUGAAAGUUGUGAAGUUCGUGGCACCUGGAGCAUCUGUAGUUCGUCCAUUGACUGAGAUCGAAAACAGUGUACUUUUAUUACGUCAUUCGAAAGAACGUUUAGAAGAACAACUGAAGAAAUCGGAUGAACAAAUCGAAGGAUUACUUGCAGACAUUCGUCGUCACUUGAAGAAUAGUAAUCGUACAGCAGCAAUGAAAUUAUUACGUAAGAAGAAAUUACUUGAACGUGAACACGAGAAAAAAGAAGGAACAAUUGAACAUCUUAACUGCGUUUUGACACAAAUUGAACAAACAGAUUGUUCUUCAUUGGUUAUCAACGCUUACUCAUCAGGCGUUCAGGCACAUAAAGAACUUCUGCGUAAAAAUGGUCUUACGCCUGAUGCUGUUGACGACAUGAUUGACGAAGUACAAGAGAUGCUGGAAAAUCAAAAAGAAUUGGAUGAGGCACUCAGUCGACCCGUUGGUAAUGAAACAACCGACAUGACAGAAUUAGAAGGUGAACUGGAAGAAUUACUAAAACAACCUGUACUACCAACACCUGUACCUGCUGCUCCAAUUCCAGCACAAAAAGAAACUGUUAAUGAAGAAUACAUCAAACCACCGGAACAAGAUCCAUUCGCUGACCUCGAAUUACGUUUACAGAAACUAGGUGUACAAGAAUCAACACCUAAUAAGGUUCCCGAAAUAGCAUCAUCGAGUCAAUAA